Molecule: messenger RNA, 3603 nt
Organism: Lycium barbarum (goji berry)
Lineage: Eukaryota; Viridiplantae; Streptophyta; Magnoliopsida; Solanales; Solanaceae
Product: serine/threonine protein kinase KIN1-like
Exons: 3
Coding region: 34-3165 (1043 amino acids)
Biological process (GO): protein phosphorylation
Molecular function (GO): protein kinase activity; ATP binding
Source: RefSeq, a predicted model, not a curated record
UGUAUUGAAGGAUUUGCAGCUCAUAAAAGGUAAAUGGAUCAAUUCAGGCAGAUUGGUGAAGUAGUUGGGAGCUUGAAAGCUCUAAUGGUGCUGAAAAAUGAUAUUCAAAUCAAUCAAAGGCAAUGUUGUUUUCUACAUGAUAUGUUUGUUCAAGCUUUUGAUGUCAUUUCUGAAGAAAUCAAACAUAAUUUAAGGUUAAAUGAGAGGAAUACAAAGUGGAAAGCUCUUGAGCAACCAAUGAAAGAGCUUCAUAGGGUCUUUAAAGAAGGCGAAUUGUAUAUAAAGUACUGUUUGGAUGUGAAAGAUUUGUGGGGAAAAGCUAUAAGUCUCCAUAUGAACAGAGAAUGUGUUGAGUUUCACAUUCAUAACUUGCUUUGUUGUUUCCCUGUUGUUAUUGAAGCCAUUGAGACUGCUGCAGAAAUAUCAGGAUUCGACGAGGAAGAAAUGAUGAACAGGAGAGGCACGCUUAUGAAGAAAUACGAUAGGGAAUUGAUCGAUCCUAGGUUUUUCCAGUGGAUGUUUGGGAAGCAGUACUUAGUCACUCGCGAAAUAUGCAGCCGGUUGGAGAGUUCUUGGAAAGAGGAUAAAUGGUUGCUUAUCGAAACGAUAAGGCAAAAGAAAACAGAAACUUUGUUGAAGUAUGAACAAAGGCUUGGAGACUUAUUGCUAUGGAAAUUAGAUGGUGUUGAACCAAUUAACAAAAUACUAUUACCUAGUUCAAUCUUAGUCGGAUCAAACGAUUACAAUGUGAAGAGGCGUUUAGGGUCUUGGGGAGAACAUGUUAAGGAGAUACAAUGGUUAGGAGAAAAUUUUGCUCUAAGGAACUUUUUCGGAGAGGUUGAACCGUUGCAUGACGAGAUUUCUCUCGUAUUUUCGCUAUCUCACCCCAACAUUUUACAAUAUCAUUGUGGUUUUUAUGAUGAAGAAAGGAAAGAAGGGUACCUUGUUAUGGAGCUGAUGAACGAUACUCUUGCGAUGUACAUAAAAGAGCAUUCGGGUCAGAGGAAGAGACCGCCUUUUUCAACCUCUGCUGCGGUUGAUAUUAUGCUUCAGAUUGCAAAAGGGAUGGAGUACCUGCACUCGAGAAAGAUCUAUCACGGAGAAUUGAACCCGUCUCAUGUCCUCCUUAAAGCAAGGACGGAGAGCUAUUUUCACGCGAAACUCAAAGGCUUUGGCUUAACUUCCAUCAAAAGUACUUACAAAACAGCCAACCAAAAUCCAGCUGAUUCCAUCAUAUGGUAUGCCCCGGAAGUACUCGCUGAACAAGAAAAGCCGGGAAGCAAAUGUGCCUACAAGUACACAGAGAAAGCCGAUGUCUAUAGCUUCGGGAUGAUUUGCUUUCAAAUUUUAACAGGGAAAGUUCCGUUUGAUGAAGGACAUUUGCAAGGGGAGAAAGUUGUGCGAAAUAUCAGAGCGGGAGAAAGGCCACUUUUCCCGUAUCCUUCGCCUAAAUACCUCGUGAACUUAACGAGAAGAUGCUGGCACACGAACCCAAAUCUUCGUCCACGUUUCUCGUCUCUAUGCAGGAUUUUACGUUAUAUUAAGAAGGUCCUCGUCAUAAAUCCGGAACAUGGCCAGCCUGAAACUGCCCCUCCACUUGUUGACUAUUGCGAUCUUGAGGCUGGCUACUUGAAGAAAUUUGGUGAAGAGGAGAACACGAGUUUGACCCCGGUAUCACAGGUUCCUUUUCAGAUGUUUGCUUACCGGCUCAUUGAGAAAGAGAAGAUUUAUGGAAAGAACUGGGACCCAUCAAAUGACGGUUUUUCUUCGGUCCAUAGGCGAGCGUCCAUGCAGAGUGAUGAUGGGCAACUGGCUGCGAUGGACGAUCUAUUUCUUGCACCAAGCGAUGGAAGGUCAGUUUGCUCGGAGAUAAUUGACAGGAAAGAUUCGAGAUUGUUUGAUCAAAGGUCAGCUAUCUCCGAGAUACCACAUAGAUCGAGGCUUUUCUUAUUUGAUCAAACAUCAGUUGGCUCUGAGAGUCCGGAGAGGAGAUUCUCGUCUGUGGCAGCAGCAGCAGAUGAAACGUUUUUGUUCACUGAUAGUCCGGACAGGAAAGCAGUAUCAACACCGAUAGUCAAUAGGUCACCACGCGUCGACACAUUGAAGAAAAAGAUCGUCUCAUCUAUGAGCAAGAAAUUUUUGGACUACCAGGAAAAGGCAAUGUCUCCAAAAGCAGGUGACGAAAAACCUUCGUCAAACGUAGCAGCUGCGCAAAAUUUACUAUCUCCUCGGACUUUAGAGCAGACAAAAUCAGCUGAGCAAAAUUUAGAAUCUCCUCGGACGUUAGAGAAAACAAAAUCAGCUGAAGAAAAUUUAGUAUCUCCUCCGACUUUUGAGAAGACAAAAUCAGCUGAAGAAAAUUUAGCAGCUCCACGAACUACAGAGACGAUAAAAUCAGCUGAACAAAAUUUAGAAUCUCCUCGGACUUCAGAGAAGAUGAAACCAGCAGACCAAAAUUUAGUAUCUCCUUCGACUUCAGAGAAGAAAAUUGUAUCUUAUGAUCAGAAACUGACUAGUUCUGAGGCUCGAGAAAAGAAACAUGCAUCGGACGAUCAGAAACUGAUUAGUUCUGAGGCUCCUGAGAAGAAACAUUCAUCUGAUGAACAGAAAUUACGACGUUCGAAGAGUACUCCAGAAAAGACGAAGUCAUUAGCUGCCAAUGAGAAACCACUUCGUGGCGAGCAAGUGCAAAGGAAAAGUUUGAGGACUAGGAGAAUAACAAACCAGAAGUUAACCAAGAAUGUAGAGAAGAUAGUUCCUGAAGCUAAUCAAAUUUCAAUAUCAUCAGAGAAUCACCAGACAAAUGCAUCCAAGCCCAGCAAUCAAAAGAUAGCAGUCAAGAAAGAUACAUCACGCAGAAAAGUCCAGGACAUGAAGACUAGCAGUAUACCAGAUAAACUGAUCGAUGACUCACCAAGAUCUUCACCAGCUAGAGUUAAUAGAAUACAUUCAUCAUCGCCAAUGUCCUCUCCAACACGAACCCCAAAGACAUAUUCAAGAUCACCAGCAAUCGCCUCGAAGGGAUACGAAUAUCAUUCCCCGAGUUCAUCACCAUUAAAUCCAUGUACGCGAUGUUCAAGAGUAAACCGAGAGUGCCAACCUUCAGGUAUGAGCCCACAUAUACAGAGGGGAAAAGCUCAUAUCUCUCAUUCCGAGAUAGCUUAGAUCUUCAUCAUCUGUCUUCCAAUGCAUGCUUAUACAGUCAAACCUCUCUAUAACAUCAUCUGUCCCGAUAUUUUUUUGCUACUAUCAAAAUGUUGUUAUAGAGAGCAUAUUAUAUAAUAUAGCUGUUAUAGUGGAAUGUCGUUAUAGAGGAUGGUUGUUAUAAAGAGGUCUGACUGUACAACAAUAUUUGCACUGAUGAAGAUCAACGGGCCCGGCCCGGCCCGUUGGAAGAGAACCCAAUGAGACAUGUAGUACUCCCAGGUUAGAGCUAGAAAAGCUCCCCAGCUUUUCAUGGGGACCUUUGUAACAAGAGAAAUAUGAACUAUUCUACAUAUACAGUUUUCCACUUUCUGAGAUAGCUAACAAUUCUACGGUUAUAUCUGUAUGUUUGUCAAGCUUUCUGCUUCUAAGGCGACAAAUUUCACAUUAUCUUCUACG